AUGUUCACAGAAGACGGCGGGGUCCUCCAUUUCAACACCCCGAAGGUCCAGGCCGCCGUGGGCGCCAACACGUAUGUCAUCACUGGCCAGCCUGAAAACAAGCGACUGGAGGAGCUCCUUCCGGGGAUUAUCCACCAGCUCCCCGGGGCGAAUUUUGAGUUCUGGGAUGGGUUCAGUUGA
This is a messenger RNA of Symbiodinium sp. CCMP2456, 180 nucleotides long. The record is from the annotation of a GenBank genome assembly. NCBI's taxonomy places the organism in Eukaryota, Dinophyceae, Suessiales, Symbiodiniaceae.